This is a messenger RNA of Fundulus heteroclitus (mummichog), 1011 nucleotides long. Its product is annotated as serine/threonine-protein kinase PRP4 homolog. The record is from RefSeq and is a predicted model, not a curated record. NCBI's taxonomy places the organism in Eukaryota, Metazoa, Chordata, Actinopteri, Cyprinodontiformes, Fundulidae. Bases 1 to 1011 code for a protein of 336 amino acids. The transcript is spliced from 3 exons.
AUGGCCAUAGGAGCAGUGGCAUACCUGAGAGUUCUCGACAGUGAAGGUCAGUGGCACACAGGUUUCAUCAUUGGCAAGUCCAACCCGCUCACACUAAAGCAAGACCUGGAGAGAGACGAAAGAAGCGGGAAUGAGGACAGAGGAGACUUGUCAGAAGAGGAGGGGGAAGAGGAGCAGGCGGGGACUAAUGGCGAGAAGAAUGAGGAAGGGUCCAAGCAUCACAAACUCAAGCACUGCAGCAAGCAAAAAAAGCACAAACACGCAGCCGAGGAGGACAAGGAGCGCAAGCGUAAGCAUCAGAAACACAAACGCAAGGAGGCCUCCUCCCCCGCCGCCGCCACCGCCGCUGACGUCCCCUUUGGUGCCGCCAGCAACAGGAAGCUGGAGUCCUCUCCGUCCUCCGGAAAUCCCAGUCUGGACGACCGGGCCGUGUUGGAGGAUCUGGAGAAGCAGAGGGCCCUGAUCAAGGCUGAGCUGGAUAGCCAGCUGAUGGAGGGCAAGGUCCAGUCCGGCAUGGGUUUGAUCCUUCAGGGGUACAACUCUGGGUCCGAGGAGGACGCAGACGGCAGGUUCAGAAACGGAGAGCAGCGUCCGAGGGGCGGCUCAGGUAAACUCAUAUCUCCCAAAGGGGAAAAAGGCGGGAAAUCCAGAAGGGACUCAAUCGACGGCAGUAAAUCCGGGUCCAAGCGGCGCAGUCCGAGUAAGUCACCAGACAAGCCGGCCAAGGAGCCCAAGCCUGACAAGGGGACCAAAAGCAGCAAGGAGGCUGCAGCGAAAGACCGCUCCCCUCACAGACGAGGACCCCACAGCCCGGCGAGGAGACGCAGCGCCUCCCCUCGCCACAGAGACGCCCACCACCCCUCAGCCAGUGCCUCAGACAGGACUUCAAAACAUUCUCCGCCCAGAAGGUCCCCGGCCCGGAGGAGGGAGGCAGACAGUCAAGACUCGCCUCUGAGGUUUGUCACCGCUUUGGUGCUUAAAGCUGCACCCAAAAGUGCCUGUAGUUAUUGA